GGUCUGUAGGGGGUCCUCUUUUUCCUCAGAUUCAGCCCUUUGCCAGGAUGGAAGCUGGCACCUGCUUGUCGCCAUCCUGCCCGUCAGCAGCAAGAGCGUUUCAGGUGGUCCUCACCAAACGAUGUGUUGGCUGCAGGCCAUUGCAGCUUGGUGUCAUCCUUAAAUAACUGAGAAGAUGUCAUCCAUCAUGAUACUAAUAGCCUGGAUCUGAACGACCUACCUCAACCAUGUUGUCAGGAUUUGUUGGAGCAUGUCACUCCCUGAAGUGGAAGUGUUGCCGUAAAUCCACCAUUGACAUACAUUUUUGCUUAUCUGAUGCAAGUCGGUGGUUUCCAGGAAAUAUAGUCCAGAGGAAAGCUCAUAAAUGGACAACAGUACCCUCAUCAAAGAUUAAGCAGAAGCCUGUGUAUGCUCGAGCUUUAACAUUUGGAGACAAAACAGCUGUGAUAGAUAGUAGUGGCUGCCACAGCUACAAGCAGCUUUAUGCCAGUAGCUUGGGUCUUGCAAGGAGAAUCAACGCCACCCUUAACUCUGACUUUGGACGCCUGGAAGGGAAACCAAUCUCCUUUUUGUGCGAUAAUGAUGCUUCCUAUACGGUGGUGCAGUGGGCCACUUGGAUGAGCGGUGGGACAGCGGUUCCACUGUAUAAAAAACACCCACCAUCUGAACUGGAGUACAUCAUCACAGAUUCCCAGAGUGCAUUGCUGGUGGCGGGACACUCCUAUGCGGAUAACUUGGAGCCCCUGGCACAGAGGCUGGGUCUGCCUUGCCUCACACUUCCGCCUACCUCUAAAAUCAGCACUUUAAACAAAGAUGACACCCAAGACAUGGAAGAGGUCAGACCCCACUGGGCGGAGCAACCAGCCAUGAUCAUCUACACCAGUGGUACGACAGGCAGGCCGAAGGGUGUUCUCCAUACGCACAGCAGCAUCCAAGCCAUGGUCCAGUGUCUGGUCUCCGAGUGGGCGUGGUCCAAAGACGACAUCAUCCUCCACACGCUUCCUCUCCACCAUGUGCACGGCAUUGUAAACAAACUUCUGUGCCCACUCUGGGUUGGCGCCACUUGUGUCAUGCUGCAUGAAUUCCAACCUCAAAAGGUAUGGGAGAUGCUGCUGAGCUCCAAAGCUCCACUGGUUAAUGUCUUCAUGGCUGUGCCAACUAUCUACUCCAAACUCAUUCACUACUAUCAUCAGCAUUUUACACAGCCUCAUGUCAAGGACUUUGUCAAGGCAGUGUGCAAAGAGAGGAUCAGACUCAUGGUCUCUGGCUCUGCUGCUCUGCCGCUGCCCACGCUGCAGCGCUGGGAAGACAUCACGGGACACACACUGCUGGAACGUUACGGCAUGACUGAGAUCGGCAUGGCACUGUCCAACCCUCUGCAGGGCCAACGCAUCCCAGGAGCUGUAGGGUUGCCACUGCCUGGUGUGGAAGUGCGGAUUGUCAUGAAUAACACAAGCAACACCACAAUUGUAGAGGGAAACCACAGAGAGACUCAGGUACGGCCAGGUCUAGAAGGGAAGGAAGGGGAGCUCCAGGUCCGAGGUCCAUCUGUCUUUAAGGAGUACUGGAACAAACCUCAAGAGACUAAAGAAUCUUUUACUGAUGACGGCUGGUUCAAAACAGGAGACACAGCAGUAUUUAAAGAUGGGGUCUAUUGGAUCAUGGGCCGUACCAGUGUUGACAUCAUCAAGAGCGGUGGCUACAAGAUCAGCGCCCUCGAGGUGGAGCGCCACCUGCUGGCUCAUCCAGACAUCACAGAUGUUACUGUGAUAGGGGCGCCAGAUGCGACCUGGGGUCAAAAGGUCACUGCCGUGGUUCAGCUGAAGGAGGGUCAAAGUCUGACUUUGUCUGAUUUGAAGACCUGGGCAAGAGAACACUUGGCGCCCUACACCAUCCCCACAGGCCUGCUGCUGGUAGAUGAGAUACCAAGGAACCAAAUGGGCAAGGUCAACAAGAAGGACCUCCUGAGACACUUCUUCCCUUGACUGCAUCACAUCUGUCGCGACAGUGGACCUCCCGACACCACUCCCCGCUGCCAAGAUCCCCUGGCAGACCCGAGCGAAAGCCGCAAGAUCAAUUGCCUUCAACCUGAAAGCUGCAUCACAUGCACCUCUCCUCGCGUUCUCCAUGAUGAGGGUGUGUGCACAAAGCGUAAACUGACUACUCCCAAGGACACGAGAUGUUGCAAGACCAGAAUACGACCACAAAUUUGCCUCAUCACAUCAAGCAUGAGAAAAAAGUAGCGGCUGAUAAACCAGAAAUUACGGUAUGUGAACCCUUUGGAGAAUUUCUGCAUAAAUUGGUCAUAAAGUGUAGUCUGAUCUUCGUUUAAAUCACAAGAAUAAACAAAUACAGUCUGCUUAAACUAAUACCACACAUACAAUCGUAAGUUUUCCUAUUCUUUUUAAAUAACAUGUAAACAUUCACAGGACAGCAAGGAGUUGAAUUGUUUGGGAGGAACACACAACGCCAUGUGUGGAGGAAAAACGGCACAGCACACCAACAUCAAAACCUUAUCCCAACUGUGAUCCGUGGUGGAAGGAGCAUCAUGGUAUGGGCGUGCUUUGCUGCCUUAGGGCCUGGACAACAUCUAUCAUCAAUGGAAAAGUGAAUUCACAAGUUUAUCAAGAUAUUUUGCACAAGAACUUGAGGCCAUCUCUCCAACACUUGAAGUUUAAAAGCGGAUGGGUGUUGCAGCAGGACAAUGAUCCAAAACACAAAAGCAAAUCAACAACAGAAUGGCUUCAGUAGAAGAAAAUACGUGUUCUGGAGUGGCCCAGUCUAAGUCCUGACCUCAACCCAAUUGAGCAUGACUUCAAGAGAGCUAUUCACACCAGACAUUCCAGGGAUCUUGCUGACCUGCAAUAGUUUUGUAAAGAGAAAUGGUCCUAAAUUUGUCCUGGUGGUUGUGCACGUCUGAUCUGCAACUACAGGAAACGUUUGGUUGGGGUUACUCACUGCCAAAGGAGGCUGAUCCAGUUAUUAAAUCCAAGUCUCCCUGUCUUGUGAAUGUCUACUUCUUAUUUUCAAUAAAAAUAUGAAAACAUAGAAGUAUUUGUGUGGCAUGAGUGUAACCCGCCUGUUUCUGGUAUCCAUCACCUUAGUUUAAGCAGACUCUGUUUGUUUAUUCUUGUGAUUAAAUGAAGAUCAGACUAUGUUCUGUGACCAAGUUAUGCAGAAAUUUAAGAAAUUCACAUACUUUUUCCUCUUACUGUAUACAGGUAUACACUCCUGAUCAAAAUUUUAAGACUUGUUGAAAAAUUGCAAAAAUGAACAUUUUGCACUGUUGGAUCUUAAGGAUGUUCUAAAUGCAUUUUUUCCAGAGCUGUAUGUAUGUACUGUAUAUGUAUUUAAUGUUUUUAUCUUUUUAACUAAAAAAAAUAUAUAUUUUAUAAGUAUCAAAGUGGGCCCCCGCAUCCUUUGUUUUUUUGUUUUUUUUUAGUAUGUGGCCCUCAAUGGAAAACUUUGGACACCCCUGCUCGAAGCUAUUGCCUUGUAAGCAAAAUGUCGCAAAUCAAGUGCUAUGACACCGAAACACAUGUUCAUUUUGUUAUUUUCGCCACGAAAAAUAACAUUGAAUAUUGACAUAGAUCGAAUAUUGAAAUCAUUUUAAAGAAAUACUUUUUCCUUUCUUUUUUUUUACACUUUGUCACUGAAAUCAAAUCAGAGAAGAAGGAAGAAAUGAAGUCUCGCUGAGAAUGCUCCCACCCGGAAAUGCUCAAGGACUCUAUUGGGUUCUGUGUUGUUGUGUUGCAGUUUUGGAUGAAUUUCCGUCAUUUGUUACAGUAUAUAUUGUUUAUAUUAUGCCCGCUCUUUAUGUGGAAGGCUUUUACUCGAACACUCGAGGAGACGGAGUAAGCCUGUUCACAUUUCUAGGACUGAAUGUGUUUUACCUGAGGGUGCUUCUACCGUCAUCUGUCUUUCCUCGGCUGAGACUGUGGAAGCUCUGACGCAGGUUCAUUUAAACCCAAUUGUCAAAAACCCAGAAGACAUUUGACCGUGGAAAAGUGUGCCACGGUGCCAGUAAGUAAAUUCAUUCUUUCUAGUAAUAUUGGAACACAUACGUAAACAAGUAUGCAGGAGUACGGCGGGAGACAAAUAACACCAAGCAUUUUGUGAGGUCUGAUUUUUUUUUUGAGGAGGCAUUUUUGUGAUGCAAAUGUAUAAAUCUUUUGAACGCAUAUUGUUUUGAGAAGCCAAAGUCUUAACUUAAUUGUCCCCAGCAACUAAGUGGAAAUCUGACCAGAACUGGACUUAGGAGACCAAGUGGUUGGUAAGUCGUUGUUAUCGGACUGCAAUGCUGAUGGGGAUGUCAUACAACUUCAUGUCAAAAAAUGCGAACUAUUCCUUUAACUUAAGAGACCCCAGCACUAGCCGGAACUGCUUUGCUCCACAAUGAAAACCGACCAGAACUCGCCCCACGGGACAAAGUGGGGGGAAAAGUCACCGUUGAUGCACUACACUGCUGAUUGGGAUGCCAUACAACUUAAUUAAAAAAAAAUCUGAGCUAUCCCUUUAAGAAGUACUGUAUGUCAAUCAGAAUCCAACAAAGCCUCGUUAUUAAUAUUAACUCUGGAAAUGUACAAUGCACAAUCUUUGAAAAUCCAAAAAUGAAGCAUUCAAGUGAAAUACUGUAGUGUUUCCUACUUUAUGUGCUAAUCUUUUAUGUGUGUGUGUGUGUGUGUGUGCAGCUGUAGUAACACAGGUGUGACGAGAGCCUGGAGGCAGAUUCUUUAGCACCACAGCUGGAUGCCCAACACUUCAUCUUACUAACCCUCUUGCUCUGCAGGCGCUUCUCGCCUCUCAGCCUUCCUCAUCUCAAUUUCCCCGACACUUGGCCUCCUCCGUCUUCAUCACCACUCAUGACAGAUUGCAAGCGGGACCAACCUGACGAUCAGAUUCCUCUUUUAGUGAACCCUGGUGCGCACAGAGAAUAGGCACAAAGUGUGUGUAUGCAAAAGUAUGAAACGAAAGGCACGGAUGGCUUGAAUGUGAAGCAGGACAAUCAGAAAGAUUGGAUUCUCAACAAGAGAGUUGAAGAAGAAGAAGGGGGAGAAAGAUGUUGAAGGGCAUGGACUGCUGCAAUACAGACAAGAUAAACAAAGCUAAUGCACAGCUAGAGUAUUCCUAGAUGGAAAGAAACACAAGUGCAACCAUCACUUGGAACAUCCUCCUGUCCACACACACACACACACACACACGCCUGCCCACAGCCACCAGAGACCUGAUUAAGAGAGCACAGCUAUCGAUCUGUGGGCUGGCAGAUAGGAUGGAUGAGCAAGCAGGAGCACCAGAGGACGACGUCCAUGCCCCGUAAUCCCCCCACGCUGCCCCACCCCACCACCCACGCUGCAGCUGGAAGUGGGCCAGGGCCACGGGCAGAAAGGCAUUGCCUUUCACGCUUAGCAGCAGAGGGUCCAACCCUAACUGAAGAGUGUGAAGCCACUGUGCAGUAAUAGGUACACUAUAGGUGUGUGGGUGGAAUCAGGGUGGAGGGGGGGAUGUUUAUUCCUUAGAGUCAAGCUUGAUGGAGUACUUGUGCCCUUGAACUACCUCCACCUCUCUCUCUCACACACACGUACACGCACACACAUCUUACCCGUGUUUGCUAGAGCAUGGUGGAAGAGGUUGUCUGCAGAUGGCUGCUUAUUGGACCCCAGGGUCCGAGAGGAUGGCUUAUAGGGGACACUGGUGAGCUUGUUUAUGUGUGUGAGACACAGAGUUUGGGCACAAGC
This is a messenger RNA of Dunckerocampus dactyliophorus (ringed pipefish), 5735 nucleotides long. RefSeq names its product acyl-CoA synthetase family member 3 (gene acsf3). Lineage: Eukaryota; Metazoa; Chordata; Actinopteri; Syngnathiformes; Syngnathidae. Gene Ontology annotation, molecular function: medium-chain fatty acid-CoA ligase activity. The record is from RefSeq and is a predicted model, not a curated record. Bases 228 to 1985 code for a protein of 585 amino acids. Gene Ontology annotation, biological process: fatty acid metabolic process. The transcript has 11 exons.